GAAUAUCACUCUUGCUACAAUUGCAAGUGAACCCUUAAAGUGCUGUCGUGCAGCAGUGCUCCGAUAUGAUGAUCGCAUAUGUGAUAUGCACCGUUUUGGCAGUUUUGCCCUUAUUCAUUUACUGGCGGAACCCUUACUUUGUGGGAGAUGUGCUUUACGCAGUCCACGCCAUUUGCAUCGGCUUGCGAAUACACAAAUUCAAGAAAAAGUUUUACAGUCUCUUGGACAGUUUUCUUGACAAAGCGGCGAGGCAUCCAGAUAAGAAGUUUAUCCUGUUCGAGGAGAGCUCGUACACCUACGGCCAGGUGGACAGGGAGAGCAGCAAGGUGGCCAGAGCCCUGGCCGCGCAUGCGCGCCUGAAGCAGGGGGACACGGUGGCCCUCUUCCUGGGGAACGAGCCCCAGUACGUGUGGCUCUGGCUCGGACUGGCCAAGCUGGGGUGCGUGGCUGCUCUGCUCAACUGCAACAUCAGGUCCAAGUCCCUGCUGCACUGCUUCUCCUGCUGCGAAGCCAAGGUCCUCAUCGCUGGUGCAGAUCUCAGAGAAGCCAUAAAGGAGGUGCUGCCCUCCCUGAGGGAGCAGGGCAUCCAGGUGUUCAUUCUCACUGAGCACUGUGAUGAUGAGGGCAUCGAAAGCCUCUCUGAUAAAAUCCAGCAGGCCUCAGAUGAGCCUCUUUCACCACAGCUGAGGUCCAACAUUAACCUGAAGACUCCUGCUCUGUAUAUCUACACCUCAGGGACCACAGGACUUCCUAAAGCGGCUGUAAUUAACCACGAGAGGGUAUGGUUGGCCUCUUUUCUUCAGAUUUUUGCAGGCGUGCGCUCAAACGAUAUCAUCUACAUAUAUAUGCCCCUCUACCACACUGCUGCUUUCCUCAUGGGACUUGGUGGAGCCAUAGACAAAGGUCUCACCAUUGUUUUAAGACGUAAAUUCUCUGCGUCCAACUUCUGGAACGACUGUAGAAAAUACAACGUGACUGUAAUUCAGUACAUAGGAGAGAUCAUGCGUUACCUCUGCAAUGCACCAAGGAAAGACAAUGACAAGGAUCAUAAAGUGCGGAUUGCUUUGGGGAAUGGCAUGAGAGGAGACACCUGGGCUGACUUUCUGGAGCGAUUUGGAAAAAUUAAUAUCCUUGAAUGCUAUGGAGCAACUGAAGGAAAUAUUGGCUUUAUCAACUACGCUGGGAAAAUUGGAGCUAUUGGCAGGGAGCAUUUUCUCAUCAAAAUGUCACUUCCAUAUGCCCUCAUCAGGUAUGACACAGAGAAAGAGGAGCCAGUCAGAGACUCUAAAGGAUUUUGCAUCGAAGUCCCCAGAGGAGAGACCGGUUUGUUAGUGGGAAAGAUUGGAAAAAGAUCACCUUUCAUAGGCUAUGCCAAGAACAAGCUGCAGACAGAGAAAAAGAAGUUGAGAGACGUGUUCGUGAAUGGAGACUUCUACUUUAACACUGGCGACCUCUUGAGGAUAGACGAAGAGGGAUUUGUCUUCUUUCAGGACCGCAUAGGAGACACUUUCAGGUGGAAAGGAGAAAACGUGGCCACCACAGAGGUGGCGGAUCAUUUGCUCAUGAUGGACUUCGUUGAGGAGGCUAAUGUCUAUGGUGUGAAGGUGCCAGGACAUGAGGGAAGGAUUGGAAUGGCAGCACUGAAGCUGAAGGAAAACAUGGACUUUGAUGGCAACGCUGUGUACAAGCAUGUCAAAAAUUACCUGCCCAGCUAUGCCAGGCCACGUUUCAUACGCAUACAGGAUGCGUUGGUGUUGACUGGCACGUAUAAGCAGAUGAAGGUUAAGCUGGGUGAAGAGGGUUUCAACCCCACCGUCAUCAAGGACCCAUUAUUCUUCCUGCAGGACAAUACGGGCUACGUGCCCAUGACCCAGGAGAUAUUCAGCAACAUCGCAGAGGGAACGCUCAGACUUUGAUCUUUGUUCAGUGUUUAUUAUUAGAUUGUCAAACCGUCCAAUUCAUGUUUUGGCCUUAGGGGACAGGAUGAAAAAUAAUCACAAAUAACUUGUACAGUCAGCAUGUAUAUACAACAUAUGUCAUGAGUUCUUUACCUUGUGUGGGAAACAUUUGGUACAUGACCAUUUUAAAGGAAGAAAUAAAAGAAGGAAGAAAAAAAACCAUGAUUGUAAGUG
This is a messenger RNA of Cololabis saira (Pacific saury), 2132 nucleotides long. RefSeq names its product long-chain fatty acid transport protein 2-like. The record is from RefSeq and is a predicted model, not a curated record. Bases 66 to 1916 code for a protein of 616 amino acids. The transcript has 10 exons. Gene Ontology annotation, molecular function: long-chain fatty acid-CoA ligase activity; long-chain fatty acid transmembrane transporter activity. Lineage: Eukaryota; Metazoa; Chordata; Actinopteri; Beloniformes; Belonidae.